Kogia breviceps (pygmy sperm whale) is the source of this 1315-nucleotide messenger RNA. The record is from RefSeq and is a predicted model, not a curated record. NCBI's taxonomy places the organism in Eukaryota, Metazoa, Chordata, Mammalia, Artiodactyla, Physeteridae.
UGCAUGCUCAGAACUCACUCUUUCCUGAGUACUUGGGCGCAGGAAAGAAGCAUGAAGUGGCUUGGGAUCCUUGGGCUGGUGGCCCUCUCUGAGUGCCUAGUCGUAAUCCCUCUAACAAAGACCAAGACCAUGAGAGAAACCCUCAGGGAAAAAAACUUGCUGACAAACUUCCUGGCGAUGAACACUGACUACAGGUUGCAGAAUUUCCCUCGUGUCCGGAAAUUGUCUCUUCAUCCCCUGAGGAACUACCUGGAUCUAGCCUAUUUCGGCGACAUCACCAUUGGAACGCCCCCUCAGCAGUUCAAGGUCCUCUUUGACACUGGCUCGGGUAACCUGUGGGUGCCCUCCAUCUACUGCAGCAGUGCCCCCUGCCGUACACACGAGGUCUUCAACCCUCACAAGUCCACCACCUUCCGGCCCUCGGCCCAGCACGUCGACCUCACCUACGGCUCCGGGAGGAUGGUUGGAUUUCUUGGCUACGACACUGUUCGGAUCGGGAAACUUAUCGAUAUGGGCCAGCCGUUUGCCCUGAGCCAGUCACAGUUUGGGAUGGAACACGCACCCUUCGAUGGCAUGCUGGGCUUGGCCUACCCCAGCCUCGCCAUCCAAGGGACCACCCCCAUCUUCGACACCCUGAGGAGACGAGGCCUCAUUCCUCAGCCUGUCUUUGCCUUCUACUUGAGCACCCAGAAGGAGAAUGGGAGCGUGGUGAUGCUUGGCGGGGUGGACCACCGCUACCACAAAGGAGAGCUCCAGUGGAUACCAGUGUCCGGAAACCACUACUGGCAGAUAACCAUGAGCCGCAUCACCAUGAACAAAGUGGUUUUCGGUUGUUUCCGCGGCUGCCAGGCCAUUGUGGAUACUGGGACCUCGUACAUAGUUGGCCCAAGUAGACUGAUCAACACCAUGCGGAGGCUCAUCGGCACCAGACUUGUCAAUCACGAGUAUGCGGUUUCAUGUAGCUCUGUGGCUCGCCUGCCUACUAUCGUCUUCACCAUCAACGGCAAGGACUACCCAGUGCCCCCUCAAGCCUACAUCAGAAAGAGCCCUCGGGGCCUCUGCCUCAGCACCCUGGCAGGGGGCACAGAGAACUUACGCCAGUCGGAGACCUGGAUCCUGGGCGACGUCUUCCUGAGGCUGUAUUUCUCGGUUUACGAUCGGGGAAACAACAGGGUUGGCCUGGCUCCCGCAGUGUAAAGGCUGGGGCCGCUUCAGCAAUCAAUCAGGCCCCCUCCAAACACACACUCGCUCACACGUAGGGCACUCCCACCCAGGGGUGGCGGUGGACUGUGUUUGGUGCUCUGCAAAGCCCCAU